Lindgomyces ingoldianus is the source of this 962-nucleotide messenger RNA. Its product is annotated as HAD-like protein. The transcript is spliced from 2 exons. NCBI's taxonomy places the organism in Eukaryota, Fungi, Ascomycota, Dothideomycetes, Pleosporales, Lindgomycetaceae. The record is from RefSeq and is a predicted model, not a curated record. The coding region runs from base 1 to 942 and encodes 313 amino acids.
AUGCCUUCUCCACAGUGGAUAGCACGUAAGAGGAACCUAUUCCUGGCCUUCGAUGCAUUUGGUACGCUUUUCACGCCCAAGGCACCCAUUGAAGCUCAAUAUGGUGAGAUUGCUAAACGUCAUGGGAUCGACUGUCCCAGCGAAAAGCUGUUGAAGCAGUCGUUCAAGGCGGCUUUCAAAGAAGAAUCCACGAAACAUCCAAACUACGGGAAAGCUUUAGAUAUGGGGGCAGAGACUUGGUGGGAAAAUGUGAUCAAGAAAACCUUUCUGCCUUUUCUAAAGCAGAACCAGCAGUUACCGCAGCCACUCAUAUCUGACCUCUGGAUGCGUUUCUCAACAAAAGAAGGGUAUGUGAUGUAUCCGGACGUUUUGCCCUUCUUUGAGAUGCUCCGACAUAGCAAAGCUUUGUCGAAUUCAUCACAUUCCUGGAGGUGGGAGAAAACAGUUGUCGGAGUCAUCACCAACUCGGACGACCGAGUUCCAAGGGUUCUAGAAUCUCUUGGACUCAAGAUCGGUCCACGUAGAGCCGGUUCUUCUGCCUUACGGACAGAGAGAGGGAGCCUCGAUCACGAUAUCAGUUUCGUUGUCCUUAGCUACGAUGUGGGCUACGAAAAGCCGGAUCCACGGAUGUUCAACGCCGCCGCCGAUAUGCUGAGAGCGACUUUAUCCGAUGGCAGUGCAGAUGCUAAAACUCACUCGAUCGAUGACUUCGAUAUGUUGUACGUUGGCGAUUCAGUUGAGAAAGACCUUGUUGGCGCCGCACGUGCUGGGUGGGACUCUGUGUUUGUGGACAGGAUAGGGGCCUAUGCAAAACAUCUUGAGCAGAACCAGCCCAUUGGAAGUAUCCAUGUACGAACGAUGGAUUCAGAAGGGAACACUACGAGGAAGCAAAUCGAGGUGAUCAAAGACUUGCUUGCAUUGAGCAAUUGGCCGCCGUACUAAAUGGACAGCGACAGAAGGUG